AUGGGGGAUAAGCAGGAGGAGGAUCGGAGCGAGAGUAGUGACUACACAUCCGAAGACGAAGGGACCGAGGACUAUAGGCGUGGAGGCUACCACGCUGUUCGAAUCGGCGACACCUUCAAGAACGGUCGGUACAUCGUUCAAACCAAGCUCGGAUGGGGCCAUUUCUCAACUGUCUGGCUUGCUUGGGACACCUUAAACUCCCGGUAUGUGGCUCUGAAAGUUCAAAAGAGUGCUCAGCAUUACACUGAAGCAGCUAUGGAUGAGAUAACUAUAUUGCAACAGAUUGCGGAAGGAGACCCAGAUGAUAAGAAAUGUGUUGUGAAGCUUUUGGAUCAUUUUAAGCAUUCUGGUCCAAAUGGGCAGCAUGUUUGCAUGGUUUUUGAGUAUUUAGGGGAUAACCUUUUAACUCUUAUCAAGUAUACUGAUUAUCAUGGCUUGCCCCUUCACAUGGUUAAGGAGAUCUGUUUCCAUGUUUUAGAGGGUUUGGAUUACUUGCAUGGACAGCUCUCAAUUAUACACACGGAUUUGAAGCCAGAGAAUAUUUUGCUGUUAUCCAUGAUAGACCCAUCAAAGGAUCCGAGAAAGUCAGGUGCAACACUAAUUCUUCCAUCAAAUAAAGACAAGAAUGUGUUUGAGUCGGGGGUUGGGAAAGACAUUAAGACGUCAAAUGGGGAUUUGACUAAGAACCAGAAGAAAAAGAUUAGAAGAAAGGCUAAGCAAGCAGCUAAAGGUUGUGUGGAGAAGGAUGCAGCUGUUGAAGCUGAGCCAGAUCCUGAAACAUCAGGUGCAUUAGAAUCAUCUCCUAAUGUAAAAUUAGAUUUGGCUUCUGUGGAAGACCAACCCAAUAGUUCUGGCAAUGGGGACAGAUUAUUGGAUGCUGAUGGAAAAAAAGGACCUGGACAAGGAAAUCAAGGUCAUAGGAGAGGGAGUCAUUCCAUGAGGCAGAAGCUGUUGGCUUCUGUUGACCUGAAGUGCAAAUUGGUUGACUUUGGUAAUGCCUGUUGGACAUACAAACAGUUCACAAAUGAUAUCCAGACAAGGCAGUAUAGGUGCCCAGAGGUUAUCCUUGGAUCUAAAUAUUCUACUUCUGCAGAUCUUUGGUCCUUUGCUUGCAUUUGUUUUGAGCUUGCAACUGGUGAUGUUCUCUUCGAUCCUCACAGUGGUGACAACUUUGAUAGAGAUGAGGACCAUUUAGCACUGAUGAUGGAGCUCCUUGGAAUGAUGCCCCGCAAGAUUGCCUUAGGUGGUCAAUAUUCCCGGGAGUUCUUCAACAGAUAUGGUGAUUUGAGGCACAUCCGCCGGUUGCGUUUCUGGCCCAUGAAUAAGGUUCUUGUAGAGAAGUAUGAGUUCAGUGAGAAGGAUGCAAAUGAUAUGGCCGACUUCCUGGUUCCCAUACUUGAUUUUGUUCCUGAGAAGCGGCCAACUGCAGCACAGUGCCUUCUUCAUCCAUGGAUCAGUGCGGGCCCUCUUCUUUUAGAGCCUUCCAUGCCUUCUGUAAAAAUUCAAGCAGGGGAGAGUGUCAUUUGUGAGAAAAAGAAGAGGGAGAAGGAUGAGAGGGAGGCAAUGGAGAUUGGAAUGGGGAACAUUGCCAUCAGCGCAGAUUCUAAACCAGUUGAAGAUCCUCAAUCAAGUAGUAAACCCUCUUCUAAGGCAUCAACUAGUGCGCCUAGGUAGCCUUCUGGCCAUUUGUUUCUUUAUAUGCAACCUGCCCCCUGGCUUUCUCCCAUUUGAUGUUCCAUAUUGCUUGGUGGAUGGGGAGUUGGAAUGGAUAUCUUUAUUUACUAACGUGGGUGAAAGCUUGAGCGAAAUAGCAGCUUAAACCAGUUGGACAGUUGGAUUGUGGGAGAGGGAGAAUACCGUGACAACCUUUACUAGAGCACACAAAAGGUCGGAUGUGACUUGGGUAUAACUAGGCCUUGUUGGGGAACUUUAUUAUUUUAAAGCUAUCCGACUACUCAUCCCAUUCCUGAAACUCAAACUAUAAUAUACAUAUGAUUUAAUGUUCUA
This is a messenger RNA of Vitis vinifera (wine grape), 2007 nucleotides long. RefSeq lists its product as uncharacterized. Lineage: Eukaryota; Viridiplantae; Streptophyta; Magnoliopsida; Vitales; Vitaceae. Gene Ontology annotation, molecular function: protein kinase activity; ATP binding. The record is from RefSeq and is a predicted model, not a curated record. Gene Ontology annotation, biological process: regulation of mRNA processing; protein phosphorylation; spliceosomal complex assembly. The coding region runs from base 1 to 1674 and encodes 557 amino acids. The transcript has 4 exons.